This is a messenger RNA of Condylura cristata (star-nosed mole), 13449 nucleotides long. RefSeq names its product dynein, axonemal, heavy chain 14 (gene DNAH14). Lineage: Eukaryota; Metazoa; Chordata; Mammalia; Eulipotyphla; Talpidae. Gene Ontology annotation, molecular function: minus-end-directed microtubule motor activity; ATP binding; dynein light intermediate chain binding. Gene Ontology annotation, biological process: microtubule-based movement. Gene Ontology annotation, cellular component: dynein complex. The transcript has 83 exons. The record is from RefSeq and is a predicted model, not a curated record. Bases 1 to 13449 code for a protein of 4482 amino acids.
AUGGAAACACAUAUACCCACUGAUUUAACACAUAUAAGUCAAGGCAUAAACCAGGAGGAAAUCAACACCAAAUCAAGACUUUAUAAAAAAAAACUUCCCAAAGAUGUCAUAUCAUCAGAGAAUCAACCAGCUAAAACAAGAGAAAAGGAAACAUUGAAAUACAAAACAUUUAGAACACAUUCUGUACCAUUGAAAUCAGAGACAACAGAAGAUUACCUUCAAGAAAGUGUAAUUCAGCAAGAUGUACCUGCUUCAGAACCAUUUCCUCAGAAGAAGAAGAAAGAGAAAUCCAAGGGGAAAAAGGAGCAAACUCAGGCUUGUCACAAAGUCAGGGCGACCAGGGUUGUGUCGUUUGACAGAAUGGAACCAAAAGGUGAUGAUGUGAUAAAACAUAUUAUUAGACUACGAGAAAAGCUUGGUUGGCAAACAGUAUUACCACAGCAAGAUGUCAAAUACAAAAGUUCCAAGGUUGUAGUUCGGGAGACUGCUCUAAAGGCACCCUUGAAAGAUGAUGGAGAAUUUAUAUAUUGCCUGCCUCAGAAAAGUCCUAAAGCCCUUUAUAAUCCUUAUGAUCUUCAGGUAGUGUCUGCCCAUAAAGCUAGACAUUGCAAAGAAUUUUGGAUUGUUACUGCUUCAUUUGUCUCAAAGGUUGUUAGAAUUGGUGAUACAGAAGAAGUAGAACUCAUACCAACCACAGAGUGGCUAUUAGAAAGAAGAUGUUAUUAUUUUUUACAGAAAUUCAAGAUAUUUUAUAAUUUUAGAAUUAAAAAAUCAUUUGUGGCUUGGAAAUCGAAUAUUAAAAGGAUUAAGAUAGAGCGGAGCAGGUCACUUCUAUCCCAUGGGCUUUUUUUGGCUGACGAAUUAUUUCUAGGGUGUUUGCUUUUUAUAAAGAGACUUUGCGAAGAUGCCAUUAAUCCUCUAAAUGGUAAAAAAAAUGAAGAUAACUCAUCUGCCAUAUGCCUUGUAAAGCUGGAUAGAUCUCGAACGUAUUCUCUGGAUGAAUUCUGUGAAGAGCAAUCACAGCAAGCUACCCAGGCACUGAAACAGUUUAAGGCUAUCAGGAGUAAAGCAAUUUCAGAAAUUAAAAGUACACUUUUAAAGGUGGCAGAAAAGGAAGAUAUUAAAGAAUAUUUUGAGUCAGAAUUGUUGGAAGAUGACAGAACCCAUUUCAAAAUACCUAACUAUCGGCGUUUUUUAGAGACAAUACUGAGGUUUCUGAAGCUGGUUGACUACAUAUUUCAGGACCUCAUUUGUCAACUAAUGAACACAGCAGUUACACUGUUACUGGAAUUAUUUGAUAGCUCUGCCAGAAUAACAUUUUCAGUGGAAAAAAAGAAUGAAAAUCUCAUCAAAAUAUACAAGGACAUUUUUGCCUUCACUGAAAGGAUAACAAAUGAUUAUGAAGUACUUGUUAAUACUAAUUCAUCUUCUCUUCAAAAGUCAGAGGUAAAACCAAAAAUUACUAAUGAGAUUUUCAUCAGUGAUAAAGUGGAUAAGAAAAAAAUGUGUGCAGCGAUAUUUAAAGUCAAUCUACACUUGAGAAUUCCCACUGAAAGUGAUUCCUCAGAAAAUUCUAAAGAAGACUUUAAUGAAUCUGACAUGCAAUCUGAAAAUUCUGUGACAAGUGAAAAUGAAAUAUCAGAAAGUGAAGCCAACUCUACCACAAAAACCCUUAGUGGAGAACUGUCCCCAGAAAUGAAGAAGCCCAAAACAUGUAGUUACAAUCUUAGAGACCUAGUUUCAGACAUAAAUAUUGUGACCGAAGUUGAUAAAAUCGUAUGCGAUCAGUUAUCAGAAUUCCCUACAAAUCUCUUUAUAGCUCCUAACAGAUUGGAGUUUUCGAGUAAAAUUCAAAAUAUGGUGGCAGAUAUUGAAAAAUGUAUAACCUCAAUUAUUCCUCUUCACCAAGAUCCCCGCCUGUCUAUCUUUACUACUUCGGCUUUAACUUUAAUUAAUAAGACAGACGGUGAGCUAGAACAUAAGUCCAGAUGGCCAGACUGUCAGAAACUUUUUGAAAUGGAUUCUUCUUAUCAAAAUAAAAUUGUGAGUCUGCUGACUAUUAUUGGUGAUUCAAUGGGCCUAGUUACUGUUUAUAGCCACAGGUUUUUAAAAUACUGUACCGUGGUAGAGAAGGCCAAACUCAUGAUGACAAAAAUAUCAUUUAUGGAAGAACUGACUUCAGCACAAUUUAAAACUAUACUAAAUGUAUUCAGGAACUAUCUAAUAUAUGUCGUUGAUAUGGUCAUUGAGAAACGCAUUGGCAUUUUCAAAGUCCUAAGUCUUGAUUAUCAGUCAGAAUGCUUACCAUAUGUCGAUAAUACCAUAUGCCGGAGCCAUAGCCUCUUGCAAUCUAUAAUUACAAAAAGGAAUGCAAAUCUGCUGAAAGUUGUAGACACAUCAUUGAAGAAGCUGGAAUGGGACCCUAUUGAAAUAGAAGAAUUUGUGGAACAUUUUACAUUUUUGGGUGUGAUUUCCUCAAAAAUAUCUAAGUUAGAAAAAGACUGCUUAUCACUUACUGAAUUGCAUUCUGUUGUAAAGCAUUUCCAGAUACAUAUUUCUGAAGAGCAAACAGCCUUAUUUAAGAUUCUUCUUCACAAGUUUGGUCAACUGAAAAUUGCUCUGAAGUUAAGUGAAGCAAAAAAAGAGGCCGCUCUUGCUAAAUUCAGAGACAAUUUGGAAACAUAUGUCAGUGGUCUGAGGGUUGAUGUUAGUAAUUUAAAGGCCAAAGUAAGAGAUCCCGUUCUGUUGUGCACCCAUACUCGAGUGUCAGAAGCAAAGGAAAUGAUCCAGAUUCUCUCACAGGAAACUGCAAGUUUAGCUAACAAAGCUAAAACCUGUUCAGGCUUUCAUGAUUGCUUUAUCGAUUGCCAGUCUCAGAUACAUUCUCUUAAUAUGGAAGAGAUUACACAGAUUGUGAUUUCGGAGAUCUCCGACAUUGAAUAUGAUUUAACCUUAAGGACAAUACUAUGGAAUGCACACGAGGAAUGGGGAGAAGUCUUUUGCAAAUGGAGGAGCAGUACUCUUUUCAGUAUUGACACAACCUCAGUACAGAGAAGUGCUUCAAAAUGGAUGCAGAAAAUCUUUGUACUAGAAAAAGGUUUACCAAAAAAUGACAUGGUAGAACAUCUUAAGCAGUCAGUGAUGGAUUUUAAACAAGAGCUGCCUAUUUUCAUCGCUCUGGGAAACCCCUGUCUCAGGCCUCGGCAUUGGGAGGCUCUCCAGGAGAUUAUUGGAAAUUCAGUUUCUCUUGAUAAAAACUGCACAGUGGAGAAACUUGUAACCCUCAAGAUGUUUCAAUAUGAAAAAGAAAUAAACAAAAUAUCGACAGCAGCAACUAAUGAAGCUGCUCUUGAAAAAAUGCUCAACAAGGUUAUUGAGCUUUGGAACACGACUCCUUUGCAUUUAGUUCUUCAUCAGACGGAGACUUACUCUAGCCUAAUAAUUUCAUCAAUAGAUGCAUUGUUAGCUCAAUUAGAAGAGUCUCAAAUCAUACUGGCAACAAUUAAAGGAUCUUCCCAUCUUGGACCUAUUAAGGAUCUUGUGCAUGAAUGGGACACCAACUUGGCCCUCUUCUCCUACACUCUUGAGUCAUGCAUGAGAUGUCAAAGAAAUUGGCUUUAUCUUGAACCAAUCUUUAAUUCAUUAGAAAUUCAAAGGCAACUCCCAUCAGAAACAGCUCUCUUCUCCAAAGUGAUUUUCAUGUGGCAGGAAAUAAUGCUAAGAAUGCAAAACAAACUAAAUGCUUUGAAAAUAGCCACAUCUACAAGAGUUCUUGAAACUCUGAAAAGUUGCAAUAACAAUCUUGAAUAUAUAAAGAAACGUCUUGAGGACUACCUUGAAAUUAAAAGAAUGGUUUUUCCACGAUUUUACUUUCUUAGUAAUGCUGAACUUCUCGAUAUUCUAGCUAAUAGCAGAAAUCCUGAAUCUGUACAGCCUCAUCUUAUGAAAUGUUUUGAAAAUAUAAGCCAAUUAUUGAUAUGGAAACAAGAAAUUGGCCCACCCGUUGUCGUCAUGUUCAUCUCUGCUGAAGGAGAAGCCCUUGUGCUGCCAAAGAAAAUUCGUAUAAGGAGUGCUGUGGAACAGUGGCUGGUAAACGUAGAGAAAAGCAUGUUUGAUGUUCUAAAAAAUCAGAGCCAGAUCAUGUUCUUCAACGAUUGUGUCAAAAGCUUUUUCAAUUCUCAUUCAAGAGAAGACUUGGAAAAUGUCCAUGCUGGUCUGAUCUGCCGUAUAGAAGAGAUAGCAGCACUGGUGCUCCUGGAUUCUAGUAACUCCCGGGCAAAAGCUGUAGUUGGAGCACUGCUCACUCUUUAUGUUUACUGCAGGGAUAUAGUUAAAAAUCUACUACUUAAAAAUAUCUUCAAUGUGGAGGAUUUUGAGUGGACAAGACAUUUGCAAUAUAAAUGGGAUGAAAAACAGAAGUUGUGCUACAUAACUCAAGGAGGUGCCAUGCUUACUUAUGGCUAUGAGUACUUGGGUUGUACCUCAAGAUUGGUCAUUACGCCUCUCACUGACAGAUGCUGGCUGACUCUCACAGGAGCACUGUACUUGAAUCUAGGAGGCUACCUCAUUGGGCCAUCUGGUACAGGAAAAACAGAGAGUGUUAGAGACCUAGCAAAAUGUCUAGGCAAGUACUGUGUGAUCUUCAAUUGUUUUGAGAAUUUGGAUUAUAAGAUAAUAGUACAAUUCUUCUUCGGGCUGGUUCUGUCAGGAGCGUGGUGUUGUCUGGAUGAAUUCAGUCGAGUUGACAUGGAAGUCCUCUCCGUGAUGGCCUCACAGAUUCUCACCAUUAAAGCCGCAAAAGACAGUUACUCUGUCAGGUUUGUCAUGGAAGGAAAAGAAGUUUCUAUCAAUAUGUCUUGUGCAUUAUUUAUCACUGUGAAUCCUGGAUACAAAGGUGGAGUAGAACUCCCAGCUAAUUUAAAAUCUCUAUUUCGUCCAGUGGCAAUGAUGGCUCCCCAUUAUGAAGUGAUUGUUGAAAUAUUACUGUUGUCAUUUGGUUUUAAGUCAGCAAGCUCACUCUCUGGAAAGCUAGUUAACCUUUUUGAAUUAGCUGACAAACAGCUCUCACAAGAGGAUCAUUAUCAUUUUGGCUUGAGGUCUCUGAAGACAAUUCUAAAAAUGGCUGGAAAGAAGAUACUGAAGUUUAAAUGUGACAAUCUUUCGGAAACAGAGGAAGCAAUGAUCAUUAUUGAUGUUCUGAGAGAGGCUAUUUUGCCAAAAUUUCUUCCUGAAGAUGUUCCACUUUUCAAAAAAAUUAUAGCAGAUAUCUUUCAUGAAAGGACAGUUUCAAAAGUAAAUUUAAUCACCUUGGAGAAAGUAAUAGAUAUUGCAACCCAACAAUUGGGCUUACAACAAUGGCCAGCUCAGAAGGAGAAAAUCAUGCAGUUUUAUGAUCAACUUCAGAAUUAUGUUGGUGUGAUGUUAGUGGGCCCAACAGGUGGAGGAAAGACAACAGUCAGAAGAAUUUUAGAAAAAGCAUUAAUAUACUUACCAGUUGUCGAUUUCUUGUCAUUUGAACAUCUACAAAGUGAUUCACAGGUUACAGGAAGAAAAGGAAAAGUAGAUGUUUGUGUUUUAAAUCCAAAGUGUAUCAGUCUUAAUGAAUUAUAUGGAUACUUGGAGUCUAAUACUAUGCAAUGGACUGAUGGAUUAUUGUCAGCAACAGUUCGAAAUUAUGUGCAUUCGAACACUGAAAAAUUCUCAAAGAAACACUUUCUCCUAGGGCUACACAAAUCUAAUGUUUUCAAACUUCAAUCGGUGGAAACAGCAAAUAGUCUUGAUACUGUUUUUGAGAAGAUAGAGAAAGGUGUUAAAAUUCCAGAAAGUAAGAAUUUCGAUUGGCAGUGGAUUGUCUUAGAUGGCCCGGUGGAUGCCUCUUGGGUAGAAAAUAUCAACUCUAUGCUAGGUGAAACUAGAAUGUUGUGCCUAGCUAACAGUGAGAGAAUAGCGUUAACUGAAAAAAUGAGAGUGAUAUUUGAAGCGGAUACUCUCUCCCAGGCUAGUCCUGCUAUUGUUAGUCGGUGUGCAAUAGUCUACAUGGACCCUGUUGAUCUGGGAUGGGAGCCUUAUAUUAAGUCAUGGCUUGUGAAGACUUCUAAAGUUAUGAGCCAGUCAGGAGUGGAUUAUCUUGAGUUCAUAAUGAAAAAUAGCAUCACAAGUGGACUACAGUUUAUAAAGAAAAACAGGACAUUUCAGCCAUUUCCUGUACAGGACAUAACUAUCGUUAUAAGCCUCUGCAGAAUUCUUGAUGCUUUCUUUGAAUUUAUUUGUAAAAAUGGAGGCUUUGGACAAAGUGAAGAUUUGAAAAGCAUUUCGAUUGAAGGGACAAAUUCUCCAUCUUCAGAAGCGUCUAUCAAAUUUGAAGAUACCGAAAAGAGGACUGAAAAUGCAGGAAAUCUGGAGGAAAAUCCUGAUAAAUUAAAAGCAAUGAUUCAAAAGCUUUAUGUGUUUGCAUUUACGUGGGCAUUUGGAGGAACUUUAAAACGUGAAGAUGAACAUGAAGAUGAUAUACUUUUGUAUUCUGGUUUUGAAUAUGCUUCUCUUGCAAAAGUAACCAGUGAUUUUGACAAACUCGUUCAUGAAUUAUUUGAAUACAAUCCGCAGAUAAGUAAGUUUUGGAGGGAGGGAGAUACCCAAUUAUACAUCAACCUACCAACUGGUGAAUGUUCUGUCUUUGGAUAUUUUGUGGAUAUACAGCAAUGUGAAUUCAUACCAUGGUCAGAAUUACUUCCUAAUAUUCAAACAACAAUUCAAAGAGGAACUUUAAUACUAGCUGAUCCUCAAGGAUACAGUGAAAAUCUCUUGAAGAUAGCAGAGUAUGGAGAGAACAUGAACUUUACUGCUACCAGAGAAACAACAUGUCUUUCUUUUCUCAUAAACCUUCUUUUAAAGAAUUCCUGUCCUGUACUUCUCACAGGAGAUUAUGGCGUUGGGAAAACCACUACCAUUAACCAAAUGCUUGAAAAACUAGAGGAUUUUGGAACAUUUGAUGUGAAAUAUGGAUCAACUUUAGGAGAAGUCCUUUUACAUAGUGAAACUAAAAAUACAAGGUUUCUGAAACAAAAUAUCAGCAUCUUGCUUUCUGAAAAUCCUAAAACAGGAAAUGGAGGUAAUCCAAAUUCAGAAUUUAAAGCUGAUAAAAGCUCAUUGAGAUAUGACGACAAAGGAAUUGUAGUCUCUGCUAUAAACUUUAGCAUCAGUACAACAGCUGCCAAAGCCAAGGAGAUGAUCCUUAAGAAGUUAGUAAGAAGAACUAAAGACACUAUUGGAGCACCAAAAAACAAAAGGACAGUAAUAUUCAUUGAUGAUCUGACUAUGCCAGAAUCAGAUGUCUAUGGAGUACAGCCUGCUCUGGAACUAAUCAGACAAUUAUUAGACUUGGGAGGACUUUAUGAUACUGAAAAACUUACAUGGAAGAAUAUUCAAGAUUUCUCUCUUGUUGCAUCAUGUGCUCCUCCCCUUGGUAGGAGGGCUAUUAGCCCACGUCUCCUAAAACAUUUUUCCAUUUUGGUAUUGCCUCAUCCUCCACAAAGUGCCUUAUACACUAUUUUCCAGGCUCAUUUGGGAAUGUAUUUCUCCAUCAAUAACUUCACAUCUGAUGUUCAGAAAAGUACAGAUAAUAUAAUAUCUUGUUCCUUAGCUAUAUACUAUCAACUAUGUCAGAAUAUGUUACCAACUCCGAUGAAAUGUCACUACAUAUUUAAUCUUCGAGAUGUGUUUAAGCUUCUCCGAGGAUUGCUACAAGCUGACAAGACUAUUAUUAACUCCCAAGAGAUGGCCGCUCUAUUUUUUGUUCAUGAAGCUACCCGAGUAUUUCAUGAUCGCUUAAUUGAACAUACUGAAAAGGGACUUUUCUUCCAGUUUCUUUCAAAUGAUCUUCAGAAUUAUUUUCAGAUUGGAGUAGAUGGAUGUGGGAAGGAAACUUGUGCAACUAUAGCUGCUUAUUUGGUUGAUAACAAGCUAUACCGGCUGCCUGUGUCUCACAACUGUGCCUACAUAGAAUUCAAAGAAAAAUUUAAAAAGGUGUUCAUUCAUGCAGGAAUUGAAGGGAGCCCAACUAUUCUGAUAAUUACUUUAAAUGUAGUUCAGGAACCAUUUUUGCAAGAUUUGAAUAGCAUUCUCAACUUGGGAAAAAUUGACUUCUUUGAAAAUGAGGAGCUGGACUCUAUUGCACUACAGAUUAGAACUGUUGCUCAACAGUCUGGUUAUAUUGAUAAUAGACAAUCUUUGCUUUUAUUCUUCCAAAAGAGAGUAUAUAAAAAUCUUCACAUUUUUAUGACCAUGAGUCCUGUAGAACCUAACUUCCGCCAUAAUUGUAGAGUGUACCCUUCCUUGAUCAGCUCCUGCACAAUUGAUUGGUAUGACAAGUGGCCAGAAGAAGCUCUCUUUCAUGUAGCCAACUCUUUCUUAAGAGAAAAUGUGGAUUUAGAGACCAGAGAGAACUUAAAAGAAAAACUUGCCCCAACCUGUGUCCAAAUUCAUAAAAGUGUAAAAGACUUGAACACAAAAUUCUUCAAACAAACUAGAAGAUAUUAUUAUGUCACUCCCAGUAACUACUUGCAAUUCAUGGAAACAUUUGCACGUAUUUUGAGGUCACAAAAAAAGGAAAUGCAAAUGAAAAGGGAUCAUUUCUAUAUGGGUCUAUCCAAGAUUCUGGAAGCAGCCACACUUAUUACAGAUAUGCAGCAGGAGCUCUUGAUUGUUGGCCCUCAAAUAGAACAAAAAACAAAGGAAAAGGAAAUCCUAAUGGAAAAAUUACAGAGAGAUUCACAAGUAUUUGAGCAAGUUCAGAUGCUUGUUAAACAGGAUGAAGAUAUUAUGGCAGAAGCAGUAAGAAUUGUACACGAUUAUGAUCAGAAAACUGCCAAUGAGCUAAUAAGUGUACUGUCAGCUGUAGAAAAGGCAACGGUGGCUCUGAAUGCCCUGGAUAAAGCUUAUGUGGCUGAGUUAAGAGUGUACACACGUCCUCCGUUCCUUGUACUGACUGUUAUGAAUGCUGUUUGCAUUCUCCUGCAAAAGAAGCCUAACUGGGCUACAGCAAAGUUACUUCUUUUAGAAAGUGGUUUUAUUAAAAAACUGUCUAACCUUGACAAGGACAGCAUACCUGAUAAGGUGUUCGUGAAGCUGAAAAAAAUUUUAAGCUUGCCUGACUUCAAUCCGAAAAAGAUUGCUCUAGUCUCUGUUGCUUGUUGUUCUAUGUGCCAGUGGGUUAUAGCAGUGAAUAACUACCACGAUGUACAGAAGCUGGUAAGACCCAAACAAGUCAAAAUAGCUGAGGCUCAAAAUGUCCUAAAUAUUAAUCGACUGAGAUUGGCUGAAAAACAGAGAGGUUUACAGCUGAUUGAAGAGCACCUGCUGAAUUUGCAGGCAGCAUGCAAGGAUAUUGUUGCUGAAAUAGAGCUGUUGACAAAUAGGAAGCAACGGGCCACCAGGAGCUUGCAGUGUGCCUCUGUCUUAAUAACUACCCUGGAGGACGAGAAGAGUCGAUGGCAAGAAAUAAUCAAUCAAAUAGACAUGAAACUGGAAGGAAUUUUGGGGGACACCCUCAUAUCAGCAGCAUGCAUUGUCUACAGCGGAGUGUUAACGGAAGAAUUUCGCAAGUUGAUUGUGAAGAAAUGGGAGAAACUUUGCACCAAAAACAACAUUUCCUUUUCUCCCAAUUUUUCUUUAAUUGAAGUCAUGGCACAGAAACUUGAGAUCCACCAAUGGAAUCAUCAAGGACUGCCUCUUGGUCAGUAUUCAAUAGAGAAUGCCAUCUUGAUCAAGAAUGCCCUGCAGUGGCCGCUGAUAAUUGACCCACACAAGCAAGCACACAAUUGGAUCCGUCAAAUGGAAGGAUCUAAGCUGCAGGAACUCUCCACCAAAGAUAACAGUUACAUCAAAAAAAUUGAAAAUGCUAUAAAAGCAGGAGGGAGUGUUCUCUUGCAGGAUAUCUCUGAAACAUUGACUCCAAGUUUAAAGGCCAUUUUGAAGAAGGAUAUCUAUCAGAAAAGAGGACAAUAUUUCAUAAGGGUUGAUGAUUCUGAGAUUGAAUACAAUCCCAAAUUUAGGUUAUACAUGUCUACAGAAAUAGACAACCCUCAUUUUUCUCUAUCAAUUUGUAAUGUUGUCACUAUCAUCAACUUCAUGGUAACUUUCCAAGGCUUAGAAGAUCAACUGUUAUCUACUGUAUUAAGUCAUGAGAUCCCUCAUUUAGAAAACCAGCGUUUCCAAUUAUUAGAGAGUAUUUUCCUUGAUUCUAUGACUCUUGAAGAACUGGAGGACAACACCCUAAACUUACUGCAGAAUGCACUAGGAACUAUACAAGAUGACACAGAAAUUGUAGACAAUUUAAGAAAAUCCAAAAUGACUUCAAAUGAAAUUUCAAGACGCAUCAAAUCAUCAGAACAAGCAGAGAGCAUAAUUCAGGAAACACGUGGACACUACCUGCCCAUUGCAACCCGAGGAGCCUUGCUCUACUUCCUGGUGGCUGGCCUUCCACAGAUCAACUACAUGUACCGGUUCUCCCUAGACUGGUUUCGUCAAAUGUUUGUUUUAUCAGUAGUUUCCAAAGACAAGAAACCAGAACAAAGUUUGAAGAGGGAGAAAAAAUCUCUGAAAAAAGUUCAUGAAGUUGCAAGUCUCUCAAAAGAACCUAAAUUAGAAAGUGAGAAAAAUCUUUUAGACAGGUAUCUUAAAAAUUCAAUAGACACAUUGACAAGAAACAUUUUUAAGGUGGUCUCUUCAGCUCUGUUUAAUGACCAUAAACUUUGUUUCUCCUUUCGGCUUUGCACUACCAUCAUGCAAAAUAAUGCUAAGGGAAAUCUAAUGCAGGAUGAAAUCGGAUCCCUACCAGACGAAGAAUGGAAUAUCUUCUUAUAUUCUGGCAUAUUGAUAAACAGUAAAGGUCUGAUUCCCCAGCCUAGGCUAAAUAGCAUGUAUGAAGUCUGUAUCCAUCAGCACCUGCAGUGGCUGUCGGAGUCCAGGUGGAAGCAAUGCCAGUAUGUCAGUGGUGCACUAGAACCAUUUUCCCUUCUGUGCAAAUCCCUGGUAUCAAAUGUGUGGCAAUGGAAUGCUUUCAUUAACAGUAAAGCUGUAUAUACUCUGAUCAGCUUACCUUUCUCUUCAGAAAAUGUUUUACUGGAGGAAAGUGACAAAUCACCAGAGGAAAUACUUACAGUUAAUGAAGAUGAAGAAAUUCAGAGUCCUAUAAAUUUUCCCUGGGAGAAACUCACUCCAUUUCAAAGACUUAUUUUGAUAAACAUUCUUAGACCAGAAUGUUUAGAGAAUUCAGUAAGAAAGUUUAUAACUGAAAAAAUGGGAAGCGAAUAUCUGUGUAGACGUGGAAUUAAUCUGAACGAAGUAUAUAAGGAAUCCAGUGCCAGAAUCCCUCUGAUACUUAUUCAUUCCCAUGACACUGAUAUUACAAAUAUUCUCCUGAAAUUUGCACAAGAGUUAAAAGGAACAACGAAACACGUCCAUGUGAUUUCUUUGGGUGGCACCCAGGCAGCGAAAGCAGAGGACCUCAUCGCUAAGGCCCAAGGCGAGACAGAACAGUGGGUCUUCCUCCAGAACUGCCACCUUGCCGCGUCACUGACGACAAGGCUUUGCGCUAUUGUAGAAUCACUUAAUAAUCCAAAUGUAAAUAUAGACCCUAAAUUUAGACUGUGGUUAAGUUCCAAACCAGACAGUUCUUUCCCAGUUUCUAUUCUUCAAAAGAGUUUGAAGAUUGCAGUGGAAAAUCCUCAGGGAUUGAAAAACAAUUUGCUGCAGACGUUUGGGUAUAAUGAGAGCUCAGUAGUAACAGAGGAGAUAUUUGAAAAACCUAACUGUGGCCCAUGGUGGAAAAAGCUCUUAUUCAGCUUAUGUUUUUUCAAUGCUCUGAUCAAUGAAAGAAAAAAGUAUGGCAUAUUGGGCUGGAAUAUUGCCUAUGAAUUUAGUUCUUCAGACUUGGAGGUCGCCAUCAAGCUGCUGGGGAACUGCCUGAGCUCGACCUCCGUGGUCCCCUGGCAGACGCUGCGCUACCUGGUCGGGGAGGUCAUCUACGGCGGCUGGGUCACCGACCACUGGGACCGGCGGUGCUUAAACACCCUUCUCUACCAAUUUUUUAAUCCCGAAGUGUUGAAAGAUAACUUCAGUUUCUCUAUGCCAUUGCCUGCAAGUAUAGAGGACUGCAUACACAUUAUCCACUCCCUACCUGACGAUGACCCUCCUGAACUCUUAGGAAUGCACCCUGAGGCCACAGGAAAUGUCAGGAAGGUCCAGGCCCAGAAGUUCAUUGACAAUGUCAUUGCCAUGCAACCAAGAGCUAUCACUGCCAGCCUCAUGAUCAGCCGAGAAAGGGACGAUAAUGAAUUUGUGAUGGAAAUUUUAUCUGACUUACAAAAGCGGUUGCCAAGGUCUGUGGAGAAGGAGGACUCUUCCUGCGCCCAGAGCACCUUAAAGGGCAUCAUGUCUGGUCCCAUUUGGGAGUCUCUUUGUAAGCAUUUCAAAGGCUAUGACCCCCUAGUUCAUUGUGUCUUACUCACCUUUUUGAGCCAAGAAAUUGGACGCUUUGAUAACUUAUUAUUUAUUAUACAUAAAUCUUUGAAUGACUUCCAACUUGCUAUGAAAGGAGUGAUCAUCCUGACCCAAGAAUUAGAGGAAAUAUAUUACUCUUUCCUUGAUAUGAGAAUACCAACAUUGUGGCUGAAACAUGCCUACAAGUCAUGUAAGCCCCUGAGUUCCUGGGUUGAUGAUCUCAUCCAUCGAGUGAAUUUCUUCAAUACCUGGGCCAAAAUGGCUUACACAGCAAUACAUCACCGGUACAUGAGAUUAAUCUCAACGUGGAAGCACGUUACCCCGCUGUCCAGUAAAAUCCCUCAGCAUGCUGAUGAUCCAAAGAAUUAUUUCUUUGAAGGAUUUCCUACUAGGUACUGGCUCCCAGCGUUCUUCUUUCCACAAGCCUUUCUUACUGCCUUACUCCAAGACUACGGGAGGUCCCAGGGAAUCUCCACCAAUGCCCUCACGUUCACCCAUCACGUGGUCUCUGACAGCCCUGACGUGCAGGACGAGGAGUUCUCCAUCGCCGUCCAGCAGAAAGUCAGCAUCCUCAGGAGAGCCUUUAAGCCCGCAGGUUACUCACAUGUCGGCGCUCACAUUUUUGGCUUAUUCAUUGAGGGAGCAAGAUGGAAUUAUGAACAGAAAGUACUAGAAGACUCACUGCCUUUUGAGACAUGUUGUGAUUUUCCCGAAAUAUACUUCUUGCCCACAAAGAUUUCUACUGAAAGACCCAGCACUCCUACUCAAACCUAUUCAGAGCUCUAUACUUUUGAAUGCCCAGUGUAUCAGACACCUGAGAGGUCAAGAAUUUUGACGAGCACUGGCUUAGCCUCCAGCUUCCUGACGUCAGUCUACUUACCCACCAGGAAGCCUCCCAGUCACUGGAACACAAUGCAGGUUGCACUGUUGUGUGAGAAGAAUGAAAAAUAA